GUUCAGAAAAAGGCAUCGGGGCCAUAGCGCGCUUUCGUGUCGCCCAUUGUUAUCCUCGUCGCGUGUAAUGGCUACCGCGAAGUUUGUUGACGGUGCACAGCCUGCUUUCUCGCGCAUCGACGUAUCUUGAGCGUGGGAUAAGCUGCGGUACGCGGGUUGUCCGCUUCGAAGCUAAGACGGGCUUUCUUCGGAUAAACUUGAGCGCGCGGUACCGCCAAUUUUUAUGACACCGAGACGCCCGCGCUUCGUACAGGACUCGCCGCAGCCGCCACCGCGCUGCUUGGACGACAUGAUCUGCGCGGGCCAACGUUGUUCAGUGACAAGCGUGUGAUUUCGACGCGCGAAAUUAAGGUUGCCCAAGAACCCCGGCAGAACGAAUAAGAGGCUUAAGUUAUUACGAGGAUAUUGUUUAACAAGCGCCACAAGGAAAUACACGUUUUGAAUGUGCUGAAAGAAAAUAUCUUGUGCCUGUGUACGACCGUCAUCGAUCUCUCUCACUCUCUCUCUCCCCCCCUCUCUCUCUCUCACUCAACUCUCUCACUCCCUCUUUCUCUCUCUCUCUCUCUCUUUCUCUCUCCCUUUCUCGCUUGCUCUCAUUCUCGCGCGCGUCCACGGCUCUUCGAAGAAUACAAAAAUCAUCGGUUUUGUGAAUGCAUCAGCGGUAUAGUUAUUCGAAACUCGGGAAAGCAUCAUCGUCGGCGCGUACAGGCUAAACGGUCGCACGGAACCACGCGCCGCGUCGCCGCCGCCACCGCCGCCGCCGCCGUUACCGCUGCCGCUGCCGCCGCCACAACCGCCGCCACCGCCGCCGCCGACGCCGCGGCCGCUGCCGCCGUCACCGCUACUACCACCGCCACGACCACCGACACCGCCGCCGUCAUGGCAACUAGAAGAUCGUCGCCCGCCCGGCAGCCGGACGUUUAACCCGUGCGCCGUCUCUAUAAGACCAUAGCACGGUCAAAGACAACACAUCAAUGGCCUUAGAAUCAAAUGGCAACAACGUGGUUUGGUUAAAUGCAACCCGUCUUAAUCAUAUACGACAGAACCAACCUAUUGUGCAGCCACUGAAGUGUUCCAUGUUCACACAAACUGAACAAACCAACAGUUUCACUCAAACGGAGCAAAGUAAUUCAAGUUACGGAGAUCAAAGACAGCAAGCAGCAAUGUUUGACCCACAACAAAUUCAACAGCAGCAAGCUGCACAGGGCCAACAAUCGCAGCAACAGCAAUCUCAACAGAUGUAUGUAACAGAUAAAAAGGAAGAUAAAUCACAACAACAAUCUGCAACAGCAGAAUUUCCUUUUUAUUAUAAUGUGAACAUGCUUCAAAAAGUUCAGACAAAUGCAGUGAGCACAAUUGGUGCCAUAACAACAGAUGAUAAAGGUUGUUAUCGUUUUGAUGUCCAGCCGGUUGGAUAUAAUACAUUAUUAAAUCAGAUGAGCAUUGCGGCUGCAACUAAUGCAACCUUUAAAUGUGAUAUAUGUGGUCUGGUGUUUGGUCACAUGAGUUUGUUGAAUCAUCAUAAACGAAUUCACAACACUACACCGAGUAAUUUGCAACAACAGCCACAACAAGUUGUUGUCCAAACACCAACGACAGUGACUGUAGCUACUACACCUGAAAGACCGUAUACUUGUGAUGUCUGUGGAGCUUGUUUUGCACUGCCUGGAGAAUUGAAAAGUCAUAAAACAAAUAUGCACCAAAAACCAAAAGUGCAAAUAUGUGAAGAUUGUGGUAGUGAAGAUCCGUGCGAACAUCAUCCCACAAAAAUCAAAAAGACAAUUAAACCUGGUCAUCAUCCAGUAAAACGAAGGGGAGUUACUAGUGUUACCAAAUGUCAUAAAUGUAAUGGCACAGGAAUAAUAUUCAUCGGUAAACACGACGAAAAACUAGAUUCUGGAAUCAGUUCCCUCGCAAAGUGUGGCGGCUGCAAGGCAACAGGCCGCAUCAUCAUAGGAAGUGGCAAACAAAACAGUCAGAACCAAGCGGAGAAGCCAUUUCAUUGUAAUGUAUGUGAUGGUACAUUCUCCCGGUAUUCUUCACUUUGGUCUCAUAAGCGGUUGCACUCGGGUGAUAAACCAUUCAAGUGCGAAGUCUGUGGUUUAGCUUUUGCAAAAGCUGCUUAUUUGAAAAAUCAUGGACGAGUUCACACCGGAGAAAAACCAUUUAAAUGCAGUGUCUGUGGGAUGCAAUUCUCACAGAGUCCUCAUCUGAAAAAUCAUGAAAGAAUUCAUUCUGGCGAACGUCCGUAUCAAUGUGAAGUCUGCGAAAAAACAUUUGCUAGACAUUCAACUCUCUGGAAUCAUAGGAGAAUUCAUACUGGUGAAAAGCCUUACAGAUGUAAUAUUUGUGGUUCCGCCUUCAAUCAAGCAACACACCUGAAAAAUCACGCGAAAGUUCAUACUGGUGAGAAACCACAUAGAUGUGAUAUAUGCGAGAUAGGAUUUUCUGACCGUUUCGCAUUAAAACGACAUCGUGCAAUUCAUGAAAAGUAUGGACAAACGGCUCGAAACCAGAACACAAAUAAUCCAAGUAAUGCACAACAAACAAAUGCAAGUAGUCAACAGCAGCAGCAGCAGCAGCAACCUCAACAAGGGCAACAAGGGCAACAAGUUGUUGUAGUGAAUGCCACAACUCCUGUAACUGUCAGUCAGGGUCAAGGUCAAGCAGUCAUGCUCGAAGAAGUCUACAAAUGUCAAGUGGCCUUCCCAGAACCCAAAUGAUUCAGCUAGAGAAUACCUUUCAGGAGUUGGUAAAAAGGGUUAUUUUUUGACCUUAUUAAACAAUUACUACAUAAUGGAAUUUAUGGAAUAUGCGUGUCAGGAUAUGAUAUAAAAAUGAAGACUACAUGGAAAACGUUUAGUGUUUGGUGUGAGGAUUAAUACGUUUGUGACGACUCAGGUCCUAUAAAUCGACGCUCAUUGACUGUCACGUAGGUGUAGUUCAAGAGCAAAAGUUUUCAGUGACUCUGCGAUCUCAACGCGAGUGAGUAGUUUGGUAAAAAUAUAACUUGGAAGAGUCCGGCUCGUAAAAUAUUAUAAACUCUCAGCCGCUAUCAUUAAUGAAAUUUCUCAUGAAUUAAUACCAGAGGUAUGAAAAAAAACAAAUCUACUUUAUAUUUUGUUACUCAGAAUAGAAAUUACGACAUCAGAUUCGAUAAUAACCUAUUUCACAAUAUACUGGCAUAGUCUUGGAAUUUAUUUGCGAAUGAAUUUGUAAAAUUUCAUUUGUUCUCCUAAUGUAUAAAUGCCUUUUUAUGGGAAUGAAAAAUGGUGAAAGUGUUGUUAUAACUUCAUGACUCGUUAAAUACCAGUCUGCAGUAGCUUUAAGAAGUUUCAAUUAGAACUGACAUUGAAAUUAGUGACUAUACAUCAGUUUAAGACUGUCACUAUGCGUGCUAAUGAUCACCGAAUCACAUAGAAUUAAUUGUUUUUCAGUGAGUCAAAAAUAUAUACAUUGCGGCGUCUAAAAAAAAAAGAAAAAAAAAAUGAAAAAAAAAAAUGGAAAAAAAAAAACAAAAAAAGAAUGAGUUUGUUAGCAUUGACCAAAACCUUGAAAACCCUUUAAGGCGUUACAAAAGUAUUUCGCGAAUAAAAAAAGUCAAUGUCAUUGAAAUUGUCAUCAUUUUAUACCACAGUUGAAAGCUGGGGGAAUAGACGUUAAAAAUCGAAUAGCUACACAUACAUUUGACGGCAUCUUUGCAUUUGCGGACGUCGUGGAACGGAACGAUAUCGCGAUAUAUAAGCGCGAGCCCUCUUCCGUCCAGUCAUUCGGGAUCAGAACAUACGCUACCGCGAUGACAACGACCGCGAUAAUGUCAGCAAGGAUAUUACUACGUGAACAAGGUUUAUAUCUUAUUGGAGCUGCAAUAAUAAUAGUGAAUAUCGACGGGCAGACUAAUCUGUUUUAUAAUUUUAAGACCGAGAACUAUAUAAAUAUCAGUUACUAAAUAGAUGCUAGUUUGUAAUAGAAAAUAGCUGACUAAAUAAUCUAUACAUAUA
This is a messenger RNA of Vespa mandarinia (Asian giant hornet), 4001 nucleotides long. RefSeq lists its product as uncharacterized. Gene Ontology annotation, biological process: regulation of transcription by RNA polymerase II. Gene Ontology annotation, molecular function: RNA polymerase II cis-regulatory region sequence-specific DNA binding; DNA-binding transcription activator activity, RNA polymerase II-specific. The record is from RefSeq and is a predicted model, not a curated record. Lineage: Eukaryota; Metazoa; Arthropoda; Insecta; Hymenoptera; Vespidae. Gene Ontology annotation, cellular component: nucleus.